Dreissena polymorpha is the source of this 1898-nucleotide messenger RNA. RefSeq names its product 5-hydroxytryptamine receptor 1A-like. NCBI's taxonomy places the organism in Eukaryota, Metazoa, Mollusca, Bivalvia, Myida, Dreissenidae. Gene Ontology annotation, cellular component: membrane. The coding region runs from base 1 to 1845 and encodes 614 amino acids. Gene Ontology annotation, biological process: adenylate cyclase-activating adrenergic receptor signaling pathway. The transcript has a single exon. The record is from RefSeq and is a predicted model, not a curated record. Gene Ontology annotation, molecular function: G protein-coupled receptor activity.
AUGGAGAGUGUUAAAUUUUUAUUAAUCAAUUCAGUUGCGCUUGAGACAUCCGAUAACUAUUCUACUGAGAAUAAUUGCAGUGCAGUGGAUACCAUCUUUGGGCGAAACGUCAGCUCUAAUCAAACGGCCUUUCACGAUGGACGUUACGUGAAGUUCCUGAAUUAUGUACUGUGUGUUUUGGCCAUAUUAAUAACACUGGCUGCAAUAAUUGGAAACUUCUUGGUGAUAUUUGCAGUCAUAAGUGAAAAACGUCUUAGGAAAGUCGGUAAUAUCUUCAUCAUAAAUCUUGCCGUUAGUGACUGUCUUGUCGGUUUGGUUGUAAGCCCAUUGGCGAUAGCCUACGAUAUAACAAACAUAUGGGUUCUAGGUGAGACUGCCUGCGACAUAUGGGUUUCUUUAGAUAUGAUAUGUUGUACAGCAAGUAUCCUCAACCUGUGUGCCAUUGCCUAUGAUAGAUGCAACGCAAUAGUUCAACCUAUUAAGUAUUCUCGCAAACGAACAUUUAAACGUGCCGGACUUAUAAUGGUCUUUGUUUGGACAUAUUCGAGCGGCGUUGCUGUUCCGAGAUUCCUAGGAUGGCGUGAUCCAAACGAAUACGGUCUUCCUCAUGGCAAAUGUCACAUAAGCACAAAUAUCGGUUACACGUUUUACUCGACAUUUCUUGCUUUUUUCAUUCCGCUGCUUUUCAUGUUAUAUUUUUACUGGAAGAUCUACAGCGCCACAUGUGUUCGUAGUUCGCAAUGGUAUCACCAUCCCGGUUACAGUCAUUACAAAGGUCAAGAUGCUCCGUCCGAUUCGAGUGAAGGCGCUCAAGAUAAAAAGUACCUGUGCAAAUGGUGUCUGCUUUGUCUUUCGCGGGAAGAGAUUCCAUUGCCUGAUACACAGGAGCAGGCAACACAAACGAACAUUGGCGAACAAGUCCAAAGUAAAUUAGUCAAACAGGACUCAAUACCCGAAGAGGAUAUAUCCCGAAGGGAAAGUAUUGAGCCGGAACUUUUGGCCAUCUACCAAAUGCGUCAACGAUCAACCCGCAUUCUUUCAAACGCUACCAUGUCUAGUUUUAACUCAACGUUUUAUUCUUCCACUGAUUCUUCAAACACAGCUACAACUUCAUUUUCAGAGAGUAGCGACAGGAGUAGCAGCAUCAGCACGGAACCACGCGACCGAGAUCGUUCGUUUCUGGAACCUAAGGAUAGGCCAAGCAUUCACAUUGAACCAAGAGAUCGUAGUAUGAGUUCUUCAACCGAAAGUGGGCGGAGUUUCAGCUCAGAAAGCUUUCCUAGAAAGUUGGGUCCAUUGAGAGGUGCCCGCCUUUCGAGCGCCCGUCAGAGCAGUCUACAGCAAGAGGUGAUACACGAAAUAGCCUCAGCGGCUCAUUUAGAGCAGCUUGAGGACCUCGAGGAGGUACAGGUCGGUCCGAUGGUACUUAGAACAAUGCGCAGAACUGGGACAGUUGACACCGAUGAUACUCAUGACGAAAUGAGCGAUGACGGACAAGGUGUUAGACCAAAGUCAAGCAGGAAGUUAAAGUCGUCCACAUUUCGACGGCGUAAUUCGAGGAAAAGUAGGAAAAUUGCAAUUUCGCAAGAAAAUCGCGCUGCUAAGACCCUCGGAAUUGUAAUGGGCUGUUUUGUCAUUUGCUGGCUUCCGUUCUUUGUAAUUACAUUAGUGAGAGUUUUAUGUGUAGCAUGCCCUAUUCCGCCAAUGCUAUUCAAGCUGGCCGUAUGGUUAGGAUAUUUUAAUUCUGCUUGUAAUCCAUUUAUUUACACAUUCUUUAACAAAGACUUUAGAAUUGCUUUUCGCAAAUUGUCCUGUUUUGUUCAACGAAGUAUAGUGUAUUUGUAAGAUUCGUGUUAUAUAUGUAUACAUAUAUUUUGUUCAGCUUGAGCUUUUUGUUU